This is a messenger RNA of Seriola dumerili (greater amberjack), 1228 nucleotides long. RefSeq names its product growth arrest and DNA damage-inducible protein GADD45 beta-like. Gene Ontology annotation, cellular component: cytoplasm; nucleus. Gene Ontology annotation, biological process: regulation of cell cycle. The transcript has 4 exons. The record is from RefSeq and is a predicted model, not a curated record. NCBI's taxonomy places the organism in Eukaryota, Metazoa, Chordata, Actinopteri, Carangiformes, Carangidae. Bases 163 to 645 code for a protein of 160 amino acids.
UCACGGACGGACUAAAACUCUGAACUGAGCCAGCUUUAACGGUCUCUGGAACGAUCUUUGUACCGAUCUGGAUUACCACUUGUUGGGACUUUAACGGGACAGCAGCCGCUGUGGAUAUUUCUGAUUAUCCUGGAUCUUGUGGAUUAUUUUACUGACUUCAACAUGACUUUGGAGGAAGUGGUCGGAUCCAACAGCACCGAAAAAAAGAUGGAGACGGUGAGUCAGGCUCUGGAGGAGUUACUGGUCGCAGCUCAGCGGCAGGACUGUCUCACUGUGGGGGUGUACGAGUCCGCCAAACUCAUGAAUGUAGACCCAGACAGCGUGGUCCUGUGCGUCCUCGCCACCGACGAGGAGGAUGAAGAUGAUAUCGCGCUGCAGAUCCACUUCACGUUGCUUCAGGCUUUCUGCUGCGACAACGACAUCAACAUCCUGCGGGUGUCCGGCAUGAGGCGGCUGGAGCAGCUGCUGGAGGAGGACACCGAGAACGGCAACAGCAACGAGCCCCGGGACCUGCACUGCAUCCUGGUCACUAACCCUCCGGUGCAGCCGCUGCAGUGCCAGGCCUUGCAGGACGUCAGCAGCUUCUGUGAGGAGAGCCGCUGCAGGAACCAGUGGGUUCCCUGCCUGGACCUGCAGGACCGCUGAGCCGAGCCGGACUGAGCCGAGCCGAGUCAGACCGCUGCGGAGCGGUGAGAGAGUGGAACCAGUCCAAACCGCCGUCCUCAUGCAGAAGAGGAGUAACGGCGUUUGAGUGAAGACAGGGACCGAACCGGAGGCCUUCCUACUUCCUGAUUGGCUGAUUGAGUUGGCCAGGGGCGCGGGAGACAGGCCUACUCGAACCGGAAUCGGAGGGGGUCUAGAAAGCAGACCAGACUGUGCAGGAGGAUCCGGGUUCUGGGGCUGCACAGAGGGGAGGUUUUUAAUGAAAUGUCACGUGCUGACUGACAGCACCGGCACGUCACGUGACUGAACUGAAGAUGUGAAUGAAUGAACUGAGGAGCUGGACCUGAAGCUCCUGGACUACAGCCGAGCUGCUGGUGUUGUAGGUGUCCUGCUCACCGGUCUGCUCACACACACACACUGAUGUGAAGAUACAGAGCAUGUUACAUCAUGUUUUAUUAUGUGUUGUUAUUAGUGACGCGAUGGAGUUACACACCGAAUAUUUAAACUGACCAGAGUUAAUAUAUGAGUGAAUCUGUUUUUCUAUUGAUGAAUAAAUUAUUGAAGG